Messenger RNA from Histoplasma capsulatum G186AR, 2256 nucleotides. Its product is annotated as QDE-2-interacting protein. Bases 1 to 2256 code for a protein of 751 amino acids. The record is from RefSeq and is a predicted model, not a curated record. The transcript is spliced from 2 exons. Gene Ontology annotation, cellular component: nucleus. NCBI's taxonomy places the organism in Eukaryota, Fungi, Ascomycota, Eurotiomycetes, Onygenales, Ajellomycetaceae.
AUGGAUAUGCAAGCCCGCCUCAAAAUACUCUUCGAUGGAGAAGACGAAGAGCUUCUCAAGACCAAUACAGAUCUUCAAUCUGUACUUGAAAUAGGCACUCUUUCUAUGAAGGAACAGAAUAACUUCAAUACCCCAGACGCCCAUCCCCCAGAAACCAGUCAAGAAAGUGCUUCCAAGAAAGUGGUGGCAGUGGAGCUCAGCAGCUCAGAGGAUGGGUUCGAUGAGUAUCUCUCUGCAUUUUCCGAAGUUGCACGGAAAAACAAAAGAAAGAAGAAGAUUUGCAGCAAGAACGAUGACAAUAAGAGUCAGGGGAGAGCGAGUCUGGAUUUGUCGACGUCAAUGGCUUCCCACGAUGCGUUUGGGGCAACACUCUGUGGCAAUGGCGGAAGAUUAUUCUGCCCGAUAUCCGCCGUCAGUCGCUUUCCAUACAAAUAUAUUCGAGGUAAUGCUGGGGAGCAAAUUGCACAACGCUUUUUCAACGAAGGAAAGUUCUGGAAUAGGUCUUGGGAUAUAUAUUAUAUUCAUCCGCCGCCCUCUAUCUCAACUAAACCGCUUAUUCUCGUUCCGGGACACCAAGUACAGGGCCUUAUCGAUGAUAUUAAUAGUGCAUUUAACAUCCUGGUUGCCAUUCCUUCAGAUCAGGAACUGGGAUUCUUAAUCCCUUUCGAGAACGACGGUACCCCUCAACCACAGUAUCUUGGAAUAUCGUCCUCUCAGGAGCAAAAAGAAGAGAUGGAAUCAAGUAUACCAGAUGCACCAACAGGCUAUCAUGAACCUCCCGAAGGUUGCUCCGCUGAAGUUGACCGUUCAUUUGCCGCCUUCAAGGCAAAGAUUGCGGCCGCCGUUGACGCUACUCGGAGAAAAAACAAGGCAACGAGAAAGAAAAGGGAGGUUGACCGCAUCCAGAAAUUACAGGGCUGGUGCCGUGCGAUGAAGAGGACCCAGUGCUACCUUGGAAUGCGUCCUCGACGCCCGCGCAAUCUGUCACCCCCUACUACUGAUGGUUUAGCAUGGGAGGAACAGAAGCGCGUUGAACGGGAGUAUGCAUUGGCAUGCGGUAUUAUCCUUUUACCGCUGGAUGUAAGCAAACCAGCUCCAUUCCGUUUUGCGAGUGAGCCAAUCUUUGUUUGCGUCGAUGUCGAAGCGAACGAGAAGAUUCACCACCAAAUCACAGAAAUCGGGAUAUCAACUCUUGAUACUCUUGAUCUCGUUGGCAUUCCCCCUGGGGAAUGUGGGAGAAAUUGGACCACCAAGAUACGCUCUCGCCAUUUCCGAAUUUCGGAAUACGCAAAUGUUGUCAACAAGGAGUAUGUUAGUGGGUGUCCUGACAAUUUUGAAUUCGGGGAAAGUGAAUGGAUUUCAAUCUCAGAAGCUGCGGACGUUGUCGAUGGGUGCUUUCAGGCUCCCUACUCUGCCAAUACACCCCGACCCCCCAAAGAUAUAACUGACGCGGAAGGUAGCGAUACCGAUGGAAAUGGGGAAGGUAUCCCUGGAAGUGUUCUUCAGCCACCAUUUUUGGAGACUGAACCCUGCGGCGAUUCCGAACCCAUCCCAGAACAUAAAACCCGUCCACGCAACCUGAUAUUCGUAGGUCAUAACACUGAUACGGAUCUAGGAUACCUCGGGAAACUAGGAUGUAAAGCCUUCACCAAGCCCCCUACCAUCACCUCACCUACCUCAUCUUCAAGUAACAAUAAGAAAGAAGCCAGCGAGCCAGCUGAAGCUCCCAACUUCAUUGAUACCCUCGACACCUCUGUCCUCUUCCGUGUCCUAAAACGCGAAACGGAAGCAACCUCCCUAGGCAAAAUCCUAGUCGAUCUCGGAAUUACAGGCUGGAAUCUACAUAACGGUGGCAACGACGCGCGCUACACAAUGGAAGCGAUGAUUGGCAUCACUUUUAGGUCUCGUCUGCUGCUCGAUAACCCUGUUGAGUAUAAGGACCAUAGCAAAAUGCCUACAACGAACGAUUGGCCGCUUGUGUCUGGGCUCAGGCCACGAGUGGGGCCGGGUGUGGAUGCAGAAGUUGACGGAGUAUCACGCCAGAGGAUGUUUGACUAUGAUGAAGAGAUGAGGAGGGCAGUGAAUGCGUAUGAUCGGAAGUGGAAGGCGGAGAUCGAAACAAGGGUUAAGGCGAGCGUGAAGGAUUUGGAGGCUAGAGUGCGGGACGAGUGUGCGAGUUGGGAUGAUGCGGUGGGGGCGAACGGCGCGGACGGCUUGGACGUGGAUGGAGGAGAAGGGAGAGGGUUGAAUUAUUGA